AUGACCUCCUCCUACGCCGAUUGCGUAGCUUGUCUGCGGACCUCGCUCUCCUACCUCGAAUCCUCCGUCGAGACAUUGGAGGAUGGCAUUUCGGAUUUCCCAAGGCUGGGCGGUGUCUUGAAGACACACUAUGAACUUAUCCCCCAGUCCACUCUCGCAGCAGCGGAGUCUUCACUUCGUGAUGAGAUAGGGCCUCAUAUCGCCCUUCUCCUGUCCCGCGCCGACGCCCAAAUAGAGCGACAGGAACGCCGCAUUGAGACGCUAAAAGCACGCGCCGAACUGCAGCAGGGUAGACUGGCCGAUGACGGGAGUGCGUCCUACAGCAAGGCCAAGAAGGCGAAAGGACGCAUCUUGAGUGGCGAGGACAAACUACGCGCGAAAGCGGUGCGUCAGAGAAAAGAGGCAGCGCGGUACGGCGUUGAGAGACUAGAGUUGCAGGUACUGCAGAAGGAGAGGGAGCUGAGAAAACGCUUGGAUGAGGAUGGACGACAAUAG
Emericellopsis atlantica is the source of this 495-nucleotide messenger RNA. Its product is annotated as putative mitotic spindle biogenesis protein Spc19. Gene Ontology annotation, biological process: attachment of spindle microtubules to kinetochore. Bases 1 to 495 code for a protein of 164 amino acids. The transcript has 2 exons. Lineage: Eukaryota; Fungi; Ascomycota; Sordariomycetes; Hypocreales; Bionectriaceae. The record is from RefSeq and is a predicted model, not a curated record. Gene Ontology annotation, cellular component: spindle microtubule; DASH complex.